Ziziphus jujuba (common jujube) is the source of this 837-nucleotide messenger RNA. RefSeq lists its product as uncharacterized. The record is from RefSeq and is a predicted model, not a curated record. NCBI's taxonomy places the organism in Eukaryota, Viridiplantae, Streptophyta, Magnoliopsida, Rosales, Rhamnaceae. The coding region runs from base 1 to 837 and encodes 278 amino acids. The transcript has a single exon.
AUGGCUUCCUCACAUUUUUCAGCACCUUCACCUCCCAUGUUUGAUGGCAACAACUAUCCUGUUUGGGCAAUCAAAAUGAGAUCUUAUCUUCAAGCUUAUGACCUUUGGGAGCUUGUUGAAGUUGAUUAUGAGGUAGAACCAUUGAGAGCAGGUGCUACUGUAAAUCAAAUCAAACUUCAUAGUGAAGAAAAUGCAAGACCUUACAAAACUCUCACAGCAAUACAAGUUGCUGUGACCGAUGACAUCUUCACUAGAAUUAUGACUUGUACAACUCCUAGACAAGCAUGGAAAAAGGUUCAAGAGGAGUUCCAAGGAAGUACAAGAUCAAGACAGAUGCAGCUGCUCAACCUUAGAAGAGAAUUCAAAAAUAUGAAGAUGUUGGAGCAUGAAACCAUGAAGGAGUUUUCCAACAAACUUAUGAAGAUUGUCAACCAAAUCCGAUUGCAUGGUGAGUUUUUACCAGAUCAAAGGAUUGUUGAAAAGAUCCUUAUAUGCCUUCUAGAGAAGUAUGAAGUAAAGAUCUCAACUUUGGAGGAGACAAGAGACCUUACACAACUCAGAGUUGCUGAAUUGAUCAAUGCCUUGCAAGCCACGGAACAAAGGAGGAGUCUUCGGCUACAAGGUGAAUCAAGCUCGAGUGAAGCAGCCUUUGCAGCAAAUAACAACGGUAAAUCAAUCCAGCAACCAAGGCCUUUCCAAAGGCAAAAUAGAGGCAAGGAAAUAACAAACCAAAGAGAGAACAAGAUGACAUAUGAUCCUUGCAUAAUUUGCAAAAAGCAAGGACACACGGCUAAGAUAUGCUGGUGGAGACCGAAGGACAUGUGUCAUCAUGCAUGA